Molecule: messenger RNA, 4230 nt
Organism: Colius striatus (speckled mousebird)
Lineage: Eukaryota; Metazoa; Chordata; Aves; Coliiformes; Coliidae
Product: collagen alpha-4(VI) chain-like
Molecular function (GO): serine-type endopeptidase inhibitor activity
Source: RefSeq, a predicted model, not a curated record
AUGUGGAUUGCAUCGACUUCCAAAGUCGGGGAGAUUUUCAGAAUGGAUGACUGGAAACAACUUCUUGUUCUUCUCUUUGUUUCCACUUUCUGCUCUAUAGAGACACAGCAGACUGUCAGUUCUUCCUUGCUCAUGAACAAAACUGGAGAAGAAGCUGGGUUCAUUUAUUCUUCUACAUGGUCUUUUUUGGGUGCUUGCAGAAAAGCCACAUUGACAGAUGUUGUCUUAGUGGAUGCUUCAACAAGUAUUGGUCAGAAAGACUUUCAGAAUGUAAACUUCCUCUCCACUUUGGUUUCAAGUCUUCAUGUUGGCCUUGAUGCGAUCCAAGUUGGGCUGGCACAAUACAGCAAUGAGACUUACCAAGAAUUCUUACUGAAUCAGUGUUUGAAAAGUGAUGUUUGGGAGUAGAUUGAAAAUUUGUCAUACAGAACUGGAGAGACAGGGAAACCUCUGGCUUUUGUCAAUAGAGUAUAUUUCACUCAACCUACUGGUAGCAGAAGUGUCCUGCAGGUAGCUAUUCUAAUCACCAGUGGAGAAUCCAGCGAUGAAGUUGAAUUGCCUGCCAGGAAAUUGAGAAAGAGAGGCACCUCCCUGUAUGUUCUUGGAAUAGAUGUCCAGAAUUCAUCUGAGCUUCAGUAAAUAGCCAGCAUUUUUGGUAAAUAUCUAUGUAGUGCUUAUAAUUUUGAGGACUUCCAAGAUCUGUCCACAAGACUUUUGGGAAACUCAGUUUUAAUUGAAAGUGAGAUAGAAGAUUGUGACAUAGAUCUUUCUGUAGCAAUUGAUAUUUCAAGGCGCACGUGGCCAGCAUCCACAGUGCUUGUGAAACACAAAUUGCAAGCAUUCCUCCCCAAGCUUUUACUCCAGGUGAAAUCUCUGCCAAAUACCAGUUGUAAUGCCGACUCUCCAGUUAACUUCAGAUUCAAGUUCCAAGUGUUGGCACAGUCCAAGCAAUUAAUCUUUGACUCUGAUUUUGAAGAUUAUAAUGAAGAGAAUAUCCAGAAGUUCUUAGAUUCACAGGCCACUGUGGACACCUACCUGAAUGCAGAAUUCUUACAAGCACUUGGGGAAAAGUUCUUUACUGUGACCUCUGCCAAAGUUAAGGUUCUGUUAGUAUUUUCAGAUGGGCUGGAUGAUUCGCUGGAAAAUCUCAGAAAAGCAGCUGACUCACUUCACUUUAAAGGUCUUGAUGCACUUCUAUUAGUUGGCCUGGACAAUACACAAAACUUGACUGAACUUCGGGAAAUAGAGUUUGGCAGAGGAUUUGGAUACAACGAACCUCUGAGUGUUGGAUUUGCAGAGAUUGCAAACAGCUUGCAAAGAAACCUCGAUAUUGUUGCCGAAAGGAAAUGCUGUAAAAUUGUUUGUAAAUGCCUUGGAGAAAAUGGUGAUCAUGGUGGCCAGGGAAGUCCUGGAAGGAAGGGAGGUACAGGUUACAGAGGAUCUCCUGGCCAUCCUGGUGAGGAAGGUGGGAUUGGAGAGAGGGGUCCAGUUGGUUUCAAUGGGACUCAAGGAGACAGGGGAUGUCCAGGUGCCAGAGGCCGUAAGGGGGCCAGAGGAUAUAGAGGAAGCCAGGGUGAACAUGGUGAGAGUGGAUUUGAUGGCACUGAUGGAGAGCAGGGAGAGCAUGGAUUUCCUGGGUGUUCUGGAGAGAAAGGCAACACAGGAAAACGGGGCAGAAAAGGCCCUAGAGGAGAACCAGGUGAACGGGGAGAAUCUGGUCUAAGAGGAGAUCAUGGAGAUCCUGGGAUUAGCAAUAAUGUUCCUGGUCCUAAGGGUGAAAAGGGAAACCCUGCACAGCAGGGAGAUCCUGGACCACAUGGACUCCAAGGGGAGCAGGGUGAUGCUGGCCCUGGUGGUGCAGCAGGUCGAAGAGGCCCUUCAGGUAUAAAGGGUGAGCAAGGAGACCUGGGUGAAGCAGGUUACCCAGGAGACUCUGGACUUCCAGGCCCACAGGGCCCAAGAGGACUACAAGGGAUCAGAGGACCUCCAGGACCCCAAGGCAUGCCAGGCCCUCUGGCUAGUCUGGGGGUCCCAGGUUCACCUGGCUCUGUUGGGAAUUUAGGUGCAAGAGGAGCAAAGGGUGAACCUGGUGACCCUGGACAGAAGGGCCCAGUGGGGGCAGCUGGACAGAGAGGCAUGCCCGGCAUGGAUGGCAGAGAUUCCUUUGGUCCUGAAGGAAGCAAAGGAGCAAAGGGAGAAUCUGGCUUCACAGGAUAUCCUGGUCCAGAGGGAGAAGAUGGAGACCCAGGCAUUCCAGGAGCUGAAGGACCCAAAGGACUUAGGGGUAGAAGAGGUGAUGCUGGCACACCAGGUAUCCUGGGAGAUCCAGGGGACCAAGGGCCACCAGGACCUAUGGGUGCCAAGGGACCAAUGGGCACCAGUUUAAUGGAACCUUGUGAACUUGUGAAUUUCACACGAAAAAACUGUCCUUGCUCAUCAGACAUAUGUCCUGUUUAUCCAACUGAAGUGGUGUUUGCCUUGGAUAUGUCUGAAGAUGUUACACCAGCUGCAUUUGAAAGAAUGAGGAACAUUGUUAUGUUAUUGCUGAAGACCAUUAAGAUCAGUGAAAGCAAUUGCCCAACGGGUGCUCGUGUGUCUGUUAUUUCUUUUAAUACCAAUAUACGCUAUCUCAUACGGUUCUCAGAAUUCCAAAAGAGCACCUUGCUGCUACAAGCCACUCAGAGAAUACCACUGGAGAGAUCCACUGGGAAACGUAAUAUUGGGGCAGCCAUGAGAUUUGUUGCAAGAAAUGUCUUCAAACGUGUUCGUCAGGGCAGCCUCGUGAGAAAAAUUGCCCUGUUUUUUGCCAAUGGUCCGUCACAGGAUGAUGUUGCUGUCAACACAGCUGUACUUGAGUUGAGUGCCUUGGAUAUUGCUCCAGUGGUUAUUGCCUUCAGUGAAGUGCCAAAUGUCAGGCGUGCCUUCUCUAUUGAUGAUACUAGAAGAUUUCAAUUAUUUGUUUGGGAAAGACAAGAGGAUGAAAGUUUGGAGAAUGUCACAUAUUGUACACUUUGCUUUGAUAAAUGCAAGCCAAGAACCAACUGUGAGAUGCCCUUUUCUUCCCCUCUUCUUAUGGAUAUGGAUAUCACUUACAUCAUGGACAGCUCUCGCAGCAUCAGCAGUGAAGUGUUUCAGAGAGCCAAAGACUUUGUGAGCAACAUGAUAGAUCAGUUUGUUGUUUCCUCACAGCCAAAUGAAUCAUAUGGAGGCAUCAGAGUGGCCCUGGUGCAGCAGGCUCCCAGGGGUUUCCUGCCUGACAGAAACCAGACCCCUGUGGCCUUGGAGUUUGAUCUGGUCACAUACAGCAAUAAAGAUUUGAUGAAGAAACAUAUCCAAGAGUCUGUUCACCAACUGGAAGGGCCAUCAGCCAUUCCUUCUGCCCUACAGUGGACGGUUGAAAAUGUAUUCUUUAAAGCCCCCAAUCUAAGAAAACAUAGAGUCAUAUUUACAAUAGUUGGAAGCAAAACAAGCACAUGGGACAGAGACAAGCUGAAAGAGAUUUCCCUUGGAGCCAAGUGUCAAGGAUUCACUUUGUUCACACUUGUGCUUGGCAAUGAUGUGAGUGACGAUCAGCUGAUGGAGCUGUCAAGCUCCCCCACAGAGCAGCACUUUCUGGUGUUGGGCAGGGUUUCAGCGUCUGAGAUGGUGUAUGCUGAGAGGUUUAGCUGGGCAUUUCUAAAUCUUCUACAGAAAGAAGCAAACAGUUAUCCUUCACCAGAACUUCAAGAAGAAUGUGAAAACUUAGAUCGGGGAGACACACAACAGCAAGUGUCUAUGAUUGAAAGGGUGCCUUUUCCUGGAACCGUUGAAACAGGUUAUGGUCAUGGUUUAGAAGACAUUAAAACAACGGAAAGUAGAAUCCUGGAGACUAUUAAAGAGACCACCACAGAACCUGUCUACAGAAUGCCAAAACUCAGAUAUGAUUUUAAGGAGAAUGAGUAUUUAGCAGAGGAAGGUGUUGAAGGAGAGAAGCCACAAGAGUAUGGAGAAGCUUGGGAGAAGAACAGUGAAAACUUUAAGGCAACAGUAGAAACUAGAACUGCCUAUAGUAAUUAUGAUGCGUGUGACCUUGUUCAAGAUAGUGGAGAAUGUCAGAAUUAUGUUCUGAAGUGGUACUACAACAAAGAGCAGAAAAUGUGUGGUCGGUUCUGGUAUGGGGGCUGUGGAGGCAAUAGAAAUAGAUUUGAAACACAAGAAGAAUGUAGAUUAUUAUGUAUAGAGUCCACCUAG